AUGAGGCUCUACAUCACCGCCGCGGCGGCGGUGGCCGACGACGGCGGCCUGACCAAGCCGAAUAAGGCGCCGCAGCAGGCGCAGGCGCAGGCGGCGCGGCGCGGGUGCCGUUCGGCUGUGGUGACGGGGCUCCUGGCCGGCCUGCUGCUCUUCCGCGCCGCGCUCCUCGCCGUCGAGACCGGCGCCUCCCUCUGCCCCUCAGCCACCGGGUGCUUGGGCUGGAGGGCGGGGCUCGGGGACUGGCUCUACGGCGGCGACGACCCGACGGAGGAGUUCAUGAAGCAGUGGAGGAGAAGUCAAAGGGAAGCCAGCCUGCUAGAUCCAGUGGUGGUGGAAGCGGCGCCGGACUCCUUGAACAGCCUCAUGGCGGAGAUGGACACCAUCCUGGCCACCUAUGAUCGGCUUGACAUGGAAGUCGUCGUGGUCAAGAUAAUGGCCAUGCUGCUGAAGAUGGACCGGAAGGUUAAGUCAUCAAGAAUCCAGGCUCUGUUCAACCGCCAACUGGCUUCGCUCGGCAUCCCCAAGAGCAUACACUGCCUCGCCCUGCGGCUGGCCGAGGAGUUCUCGGUGAACGCCGAGGCCCGCUCCCCCGUGCCGCUGCCGCAGCACGCCCCUCGCCUGACCGACACCUCGCGCCUCCACGUCGCCCUCGUGACCGACAACAUCCUCGCAGCCGCUGUCGCCGUGGCCUCAGCUGUCAGCAGCUCGGCCGACCCCUCGAGGCUGGUGUUCCACGUCGUCACCGACAAGAAGAGCUACGUCCCGAUGCACUCGUGGUUCGCGCUGCACCCGGUUUCUCCGGCGAUCGUCGAGGUCAAGGGCCUCCACCAGUUUGACUGGCGCGAUGGUGACGCCAUUGCCUCUGUCAUGAGGACGAUUGACGAGGUCCAGAAGAGCUCGCUAGGUUACCACCAGCUGUACGAUGGAGCGGCAGAGAGGGAGGUCAGAAGGCUCGAAGCAUCAAAGCCAAGCACGUUUUCACCACUGAACUAUCUGAAGAUCCAUCUCCCAGAGUUCUUCCCAGAGCUCCGGAGGAUUAUACUACUCGACGACGAUGUCGUGGUGCACAAGGAUUUGGCCGGGCUAUGGGAGCAGGACCUGGACGGGAACGUCAUGGGCGCGGUUGGCGCGCACCGUCCCGCUGCAGACGGUGGGAUCUGCAUCGAAAGCGCUCUCGGCGAACACCUCAACUUCUCUGACCCUGCACUGUCGUCGCUAGGCCUCGACGGUUUGCACUGCGCGUGGUCUUGGGGUGCCAACAUCAUCGACCUUGAUGUUUGGCGAAGAACAAACGUUACAGAAACGUAUCAGCUAUGGCUACAAAAGAACCGGGAGUCAGAGUUCAGGCUAUGGAAGAUGGCAUCGCUGCCACCGGCACUGAUAGCAUUCAACAGCCGGGUUCAAGCCAUAGAGCCGUUGUGGCACCUGCCGGACCUCGGCUGGCGCAUGCCAGACCCUGACCUGAUGCAGUUUUCCGCUGUUCUGCAUUUCAGCGGGCCGCGGAAGCCGUGGCUGGAGAUCGCGUUCCCGGAGCUACGGCAAUUGUGGCUCGGGCACUUGAACGUGUCAGACAGCUUCCUACGAGGCUGCGGCAUAGUCGAAUGACAGUAACUGGAACAGGAAGAAUUAAGCGGGAAAGGAGAGAAGUACAGUAUAAUCAGGUCCAAGAACAGGGUGCAGGGCUAGGUUUAUGAGGAGAGGGAAGUAGGUGCUGCCUUCAGUCUCUCCUCAACGUGGCUGGCUUUGCUGGUUCAAUGCCACUGAGUGGAACUACUCAUGGUGUAUAUAUAGCUGAGAUAUUUUUUCUUUAGUUACAAAACAAAAGUUGGAAAUUUGUAAUCAGUGGCCAGGAGAUAACUUUUCUUGGCUCCACAUGAUAAACUGACUGUAUGGAACAUUGGUUGAUUUAAUUGGGUCCAUCUAAAUGUGGAGAAACGUAA
Messenger RNA from Lolium rigidum, 1940 nucleotides. RefSeq names its product probable galacturonosyltransferase 15. The record is from RefSeq and is a predicted model, not a curated record. Bases 1 to 1605 code for a protein of 534 amino acids. NCBI's taxonomy places the organism in Eukaryota, Viridiplantae, Streptophyta, Magnoliopsida, Poales, Poaceae. The transcript is spliced from 6 exons. Gene Ontology annotation, molecular function: polygalacturonate 4-alpha-galacturonosyltransferase activity.